AUGGGCCUUGCGUCAAGUCGCAACUCCAUAUUACUCCCUGGCCUUUCUGUUGCAUUCGAAAACACCAGCGAGAAGCGGUCCCUUUACUUCUUCUGGUUGGCAGCGGAGAACGACAUCUCACGGCACUUCGGAGACAACUUCUGGGCGAGGCUAGUAAUGCAGACGGCACACGCAUACCCAGUCGUACAGUAUGCCGUGCAUGCCACAGGUGUUCUGUACGAGACCUAUAUAACGCGGAGCGACGGGGACCUUUUGCGGGGGUUGUUAGACUCUCCUACUAGCCACACGGCCAUGCUUCGAAAUAAAGCACUCAAGCUCCUUUCGGACCAGCUGCAAAUGGGUAGGCUCCCACGCCAGGUCGUACUGAUGUGUUGUCUUUUGUUUGUGUGGCUGGAGCUGUUGCGGAACGAUUUCGAGGCGGCCAUCACCCAUCUCAAGAGUGGCCUACGUAUUCUACAAGAUAUGGAGCAGCAGCAGCAACAGCCACAAGCACAUACCUCAGCUUCUCACUCGGGGUCCAACCCCCCGCUCAAAGAUGUCGAUCGAGCCAUCUCGCACAUGUUUACGCGCCUACAGGUCCAGGUUACCAUCCACGGAUGCCCCGGUUCCGAGGUAAAAUUUAUGCCAACAACAAGUCCUUUCGAUACCAGCAUUCAACAAGUUCCGUCCUCAUUUAGAGACGUUGCCGAAGCACGAGACAGUCUCGACAAUAUAGCAACGUACGCCUUCCGACUCAUCCGACAGAAGCAACAGUUCGAGCCGUCUCAAAGGCCCGAGCCUCCUAUUUCUCGUAACUCUAACUGGCCGCUGCUCAUUCGCGCCCGCGAUUCGUAUUUAGCGCACCUGGAACAAUGGCACACCGCGCUCCAAAAAAGCAUGCACUUGAUCCCCGAAAUCAAGGCAAGCUCGCCGGCAAUUCUCCUCCUCAGAAUUAACUAUACGAUGGCGGUCAUGGUGAUGAAGAACCUGUUCACCGAGUCAGAACUAGCAUACGACCGGUACAAUGUCGAUUUCGAUCAACUCGUCGGGCUUGCAGAGGCCAUCCUCCGGAACUCACGACGCGAGACAUUUGGCUCAGCCCUCUCGCUCGACACUGGUGUUCUGCCGUGUCUUUUCUACACCAGUCUCAAGUGCCGCGACACCGCGAUACGGCGUCGGGCGCUGCACGUGUUGGAGUUGGCGCCCGAGCGCGAGGGUCUAUGGCAUCGCGACAGCAUAAUCGCAGCUGCUACCUGGAAGAUGAGCAUUGAAGAACAGUGGUGGAGCAUGGCGGACCCUGUGGCACAGCAGCUGCCCGGGUCUCUAAGAAUAUACCGGGAGAAGGUUACUUCUGCAGGAAUUCAAAAGGCCCGAGCUAAUGUACGCUUUGCAGGCGGGCCACCAGGGAGUAGUGAUAUUGAAUGGGAGGUAAGCCGGCUCCUUUACCGGUUCGGAGAUACGAUUUGA
Penicillium riverlandense is the source of this 1446-nucleotide messenger RNA. RefSeq lists its product as uncharacterized. The record is from RefSeq and is a predicted model, not a curated record. The transcript has a single exon. Bases 1 to 1446 code for a protein of 481 amino acids. NCBI's taxonomy places the organism in Eukaryota, Fungi, Ascomycota, Eurotiomycetes, Eurotiales, Aspergillaceae.